This is a messenger RNA of Thermothielavioides terrestris NRRL 8126, 261 nucleotides long. RefSeq lists its product as uncharacterized. The coding region runs from base 1 to 261 and encodes 86 amino acids. Lineage: Eukaryota; Fungi; Ascomycota; Sordariomycetes; Sordariales; Chaetomiaceae. The record is from RefSeq and is a predicted model, not a curated record. The transcript has 2 exons.
AUGGGCAAGAGCAAGAUGGACGAGGCUGCCGCGGAGCGGAUCCGCCGUGCUCGCGGCGACAAGGACGGUUUCACCAAGCGCGCGGCGGACGCCGCCAGGCGGAAUGAGCAGCGUGAAUCAUCAUCCGGCUACUCGUCGUCCAAGCAUAGCAGCGGCGGUGGUGGUAUCCGGAGCGGGAGCAAAAGCGGAAGCAAGAGCGGGAGUGGGAGUGGCGGGAGCAAGAGCGACCAUCAUGGGUCCGGCGACAAGAAGAAGCAGUGA